GGCGGCCGCGGAGCGUUUGUCGGUCAGUGUCGGCAGUGAAGCAGCUCGCGGGGCCGCGGGGCCCUAUAGAUCUGUGGGCGGGCGAGCGAGCGGACAAGGCUGCGGGUACAAUACUCAAAACAUGAAAAAAAUAUAUAUCACCAAUGUUCAAACCUGAUUUGGCUAGAACUGGAAUACAGUUGCCUACGGCAUAUUCUAGAGAAGCUAGAAAAGUCAAAAUAAUGGAUAACAGAAAAGAGCCUCCGUUCUUCAAUGACGAUAACAUGGGACCAUUUUACUACAGACUUCAUUUCUAUGAUACCAUGGAGCUCUUCAUUGAAACAUUAACUGGAACAUGUUUUGAGCUGAGAGUUUCACCCUUUGAAGCUGUUAUUUCUGUGAAAGCAAAAAUUCAAAGAUUGGAAGGUAUUCCCAUCUGUCAACAACACUUAAUUUGGAAUAACAUGGAACUUGAAGAUGAUUAUUGCUUGAAUGAUUACAACAUUUCAGAAGGUUGUACCUUGAAGCUGGUUUUGGCUAUGCGUGGUGGACCUAUAAAUACUAGAAAAGUUCCCACAGAAGAUCCACUUAGGGAGAUGGCAGAGUACUUGGAUUCCAGUCGAGAUGAGGUCUGGGAGAAGACCUCCUGCAACAAGCAAGUUACAUUUUUGGUAUACCGAGAAGGAGAUCAGUUGAAUUUCUUUCGCGUAGUAGAUAGGGGAGAUGGCACUUUAACACCAUUAUCUGAAUCUUUAAGUGGUGGUUCUAUGUAUAAUUUGUAUACAGAUGAGGAUGAAGAAACUGAGUCUUCUCCUUCUGGGCAACAGAUAAUUGAAAAUUCAAUAACUAUGAAUAAGAUGAAGCUGCUGAAGGCUAAGAUGAAGAACAUGAAUCUCAACAAAAAGCCUAAGAAAGCUGUCAAGGUAAAACCUCACCCACCUAUAGCUCCUCGACCUUCUAGCGGUUCCACUGCAUCAUCUCGCCACCGAUUGUUAAGGGUUCUCCCCAACAUUGGGCAAUCUUGUUUACCUUCUCUUGGGAACACGUAUCUGCCCGAAACAUCCAGGAAUGCAAUUUCAAGUUUGGUAACUCAACUCCCUGCUGAGAGACCCAUAUCUUCUAUCACUGGUGAAUUUCUUAAGGAAGAUAAUAACUGGAAGAAUAACACACUGUCUCACUCCAGUAGCAGCAUCAAACUGCCUCCUCAGAUACCCCACUUGGAGUUGAGAAAUGACGAACAGCUUGCUGACUCUGUUCUCCAUCUUGGAUCAUCCCUGCCUAGGCGGACGAAACACUUUUUAGGAAACUUGCCAUCUAGUAAUGGGGAGGACACUGUUUUACUUCCACCUACAGAAGAAUGUGUAACCGAAGAAUCGCUUCUACCUGAAGUAGGCUCACUGGCUUCAUUUGCAGAAGGAAAUGCUGAUGAACACAACAGUGGCUUAGAAGGUGCAUGCAAAGUGAAUCCGGAGUUGUUACUCAUUAAUGCUGACAAAGGGUUGAAAGCUCCAGAGCAGCAUCUCAAGCAUGUUGCAAGAGUGCUGAAUGGGGAAUCUGUAGAGGCUUCAGUUGUUAACUACCGGGAAUUAAGUCCUCACAAGAACAGACUCUUGUCACCUCUUCGCUCUUCUGCACCAAGGUCGCUACAUAAUUCUCUGGUGAAACCACAGAGACAGUCCAAAUGUUUUCAGUCGGGGAAACUACAGUCUUCUUCUCAAAAUGUGUUCCAGUCACUGGAUGUUCGAAACAUAACUGAUUCUUCUUUCUCUAGGACUACUCACUUUCGAGGUGUUAAAGUUGAUUCACCUGGGAAAAGAUCUGAUGUUAUUUCCAAAAUUGAGGCUCGGGAUAUCACAGAAGUGGCUAACAAGGCUUCCAAAGAGCCUGUUGGUUGUGUAAAUAAUAUCAGUUUUCUUGCUUCACUGGCCCGGAGCACAAGCAGAGAUAGUUUACAGAGCACACGUGGAGCAGGCAGGCUUCGGACCCCUGGAAUUGGGCUGUCUACAAACCUCCAGCGUUUUCAGGAAGAAAACCUUAGGAAAAGUUCUCCCCAGUUAGAACAUACAGAAUUUUUUUUCUCUACCCAUGGUAUUGGAAUGAAUGGAAAUAAUGCAGCAGCAGGGAAAAGAGUAGGAGAAUGUACUACUCAUCACCUCCCACCUGUGAAAGCCCCACCUCACACAAAGAAGAAAACAACAAAUCAUUGUUUUCUUUGUGGAAAGAAAACAGGACUGGCUACUAGCUACGAAUGCAGAUGUGGAAACAACUUCUGUGCAUCUCAUCGUUAUGCAGAAACUCAUGGCUGUACCUAUGAUUACAAGAGUACAGGGAGGAGAUACUUGCAGGAGGCAAAUCCUGUGGUUAAUGCACCAAAACUUCCAAAAAUCUAACUCUUCCUCUGCACCUUACCGUUCUGCUCGGGAAUCGUAUUAUAAUGACAGAAGAAAUAUUGUUUAGACUGCAUUAUCUUUGUUCGACUCCAAAAGAUUUGCCAAAUAACAAAAACAUACAAUGCAUACUGUUGGAGAACAAGACUACUACUGUAUUUUACACCUUUAUUUCUUGGAGAAACAAAAGUUUUCAAAGUAGUUUUAAAAACUUUACACUGGAUGAUUUAGCUUUGUUAUUGCAUGUCUUGUGUUAAGUGUUUUAUAUUUGAUAUUGCAGUUUUAAUAGACAAAUCUUCAAAAGAUGCACUUUAGGAAAUUAAAUAUUUUCUAAAUAACCAACCUUCCAUAUUGUACAGAAUGAACAGUCAUGUAAUGAAUGGCUCUACUCAAAUUGACCAUAUGGUUUUUUUCUUUAUUUUUCUUUUCUUCUCCUUCUUCUUCUUUUUUUUU
Messenger RNA from Cebus imitator (Panamanian white-faced capuchin), 2819 nucleotides. RefSeq names its product zinc finger AN1-type containing 4 (gene ZFAND4). The coding region runs from base 144 to 2369 and encodes 741 amino acids. The record is from RefSeq and is a predicted model, not a curated record. The transcript is spliced from 10 exons. Gene Ontology annotation, molecular function: protein binding; zinc ion binding. Lineage: Eukaryota; Metazoa; Chordata; Mammalia; Primates; Cebidae.